UCACGUAAUACUUCCGACUGGGCACAGACACUAUUUACGUUGCGAUCGUGUGAAGAAGUCUGUGUAGUCAUAAUUCAUCAAAAGUAUUGAUGUAGCUACUAGCUCAAUCUUUCAUCAAUGCAAAUCUGAAAGCGUUGUCAAUUAGCUACAGUCGUGAUAAAUACCAACAAACAAUGUCAAAUUUCAUCGCGCUGCAGACCCAGCUGGCCUCCGUCAUGGAUACACUUGUUCACGCGGCGGUGGCCGAACUGGGUAAACUUAUAGAAGACAGCUCUGUCUUCGUGUUCAGCCUGCAACGGGCCCAGGGACAUUGCGAGGAUGACAAAUUAUCUGCGAAUCUACAGACUGAGAGUCAGAAUAAGAUGACACACUUCGCAACACUCAUGGAGGUACUGGGCAGUGAAGCAUUGGGUAAAAUAAUGAAAAUUAUGGAUGAUACUAAGUUUUUGAUGGACUUUGAAUCCAAGACCUUCAAAGAACAUGGAGGGAAAAAAGCUAAACCACAAGCAAGCAUCUUGAAUAUUCUGUCAGUUGGGGGAAUGGCAGAGGAACAUUCUUAUGGUGGAACUUGUAAAACUGUGGCGCAAACUUUUUCAAUGCAGUCUGCAGAUGUGGAGGAAGUGGACACCCCAGAAUCUCCCCUCGUCUUGGCUGUCUCUGUCAAAGACGAGUAUGGACAAAUACACCUGGGGGCCAUUGCAGAGAGAGCUGCUGACGAUGCUUUUGCAGCAAACUCUUCCUCAGAGAACCAAUAUUGUAUGAUUAGCGAUGACCCACCAGUGAACCCCACAAACAUCCUAUUGGAGUCUUUGUUUGCCCAAAAGAAGCUCUUUAUUUGCACAGAGUGCGGGAAAAGUUUCUCCACGCAGAGUAACCUCAAAUCCCACCAGCGACUUCACACAGGCGAGAAACCGUUUGUGUGCAUGUUCUGCAACAAAGCCUUUGCCCACAAACAGAGUUGUAAUGAUCACAUCCGCACCCACACUGGUGAGAAGCCUUUUAUAUGUGGCGUCUGUGGGAAAUGUUUCGGCAAGCAGGCACACCUCAAGACCCAUUCGAUAAUACACACUGGAGAAAGCCUUACAGCUGCAGCGUGUGUGGCAAGAGCUUCAACCUGGCUCAAAAUCUGUCUAGACACCAGCAAAUUCACACAGGAGAGAAAAUCUUCACCUGUUUGCUGUGUGGGAAAGGCUUCACACGCGCUGUAACACUGAAGACCCAUCAACUCAUUCACACUGGACAAAAGCCCUUCCAGUGCAAUCAGUGUGACAAGAGUUUCCGUCAUUCUGUCAAUCUGAAGAACCACCAGCGGAUUCAUACAGGCGUCAGGCCAUUUAGCUGUGACUUGUGUGGCAAGACAUUCCGUCAAUCAGUGAAUCUGAAAAUACACAAGCGCAUCCACACUGGAGAGAGGCCAUUUGGCUGCACAGAAUGCGGCAAGACCUUCAGUCAGCAGAGUAGUCUUAUCUCUCACGGACGCACCCACUCUAGCGAGAAGCCUUUCGAGUGUAGCUUCUGUGAGAAAAGAUUUAACAACACCAACUGUCUGAAGUUGCACCAGAGAAUCCAUACAGGAGAGAAGCCGUACAGCUGUGAAAUCUGUGGGAAGACUUUCAGUCAGGGCAGUCAUCUCCGAACUCACAAGAAGCAUGUCCACGCAGGAGGGAAACAGUACAUCUGUGAUAAAUGUGGGAAGAGGUAUUCAGACAAACGGAAUCUUAAGAUGCACAAAUGUGUUUAUGCCUCAAUCUAACAUUGAUGUGCAAACGGUUUCAAUCUUUGACAGACUUUUGUUGUCCUUUGCUUUGCUGUUUUUAUGCCUGUUGGUUGAAUCACCAGAUGUCUCUGGUGAAAGCCUUGAAGCCUGGCAGGUGAAUCUAGGGAAUCCCCUUUCAACUUGAUUUUAGCCUGAGCAAAAAUGUAUAGUUUUUAUUAUGGAAUAGGACUUGCUGUCAGGGGCUAGGUAUUUUAGUUUUUGUUCCCAUUUAAGCAAUUAUGAAAAGGAAAAAGCAGAAACAAUAUAUUUAAGUUAAAUAAUGUUUUCAUGUUAGUGUGUACUGUAUAUAAUAAUGCCAUUUUUGUAAAUAUGUAAGAAAUUUUAUUUAGCAUAACUAAAAGUAUAGUUAACAUUUUGCAGCCUGAUAUGUAUUGAUAUCAUUUGUAAAAAGCCAAUAAAACUGAAGCUGGUGUUUGGAUACAAAAAAAUCUGUAGAUUGUCUUGUUCUAACAGAAUUGCUUGGCUGGCUAGUCUGUAUUUCCAAAACAUCAGGUCCAUUUGUAUUUAUUGCUUACCACAUGUACUUGUUUCUUAAGGUUUGUUUCCCACAGACUUGAGUUAAGAAUUCACACAUUUUCUAUUUUAUAGCAUUUGUUUUUAUAUACUUUAUGUAAAAGAGACAAAUCAACACAUGGCUGUAUUUAGUGGGAUGGAACAAAUUGGUUCAAACAAAUCACAGUAAAUUACGGGAAUGUAAUCAUUAAAGACAUGCAAUGAUUCAAUUUUG
This is a messenger RNA of Oncorhynchus nerka (sockeye salmon), 2504 nucleotides long. RefSeq names its product zinc finger protein 527-like. Gene Ontology annotation, molecular function: RNA polymerase II transcription regulatory region sequence-specific DNA binding; DNA-binding transcription factor activity, RNA polymerase II-specific. Gene Ontology annotation, biological process: urogenital system development; regulation of transcription by RNA polymerase II; embryo development. The record is from RefSeq and is a predicted model, not a curated record. Gene Ontology annotation, cellular component: nucleus. The transcript has 5 exons. NCBI's taxonomy places the organism in Eukaryota, Metazoa, Chordata, Actinopteri, Salmoniformes, Salmonidae. The coding region runs from base 174 to 1208 and encodes 344 amino acids.